GCCUGCUUGGAGAGCUAAAUCCUUGUGAUGGCUUCAACGGGUGACGACCUAGACACAAGUUCUCCAAAUUCCGUUCGGCAAGAACUGUUGCGUCCGCACUCCUCAAAAGUGGCACCACUAGACGCCUGCGGGAUUUUGGACGAAGACCCAGAAUCCCCUGGGGAGUGGGAUAAGGAGGGCCUUUGCAACGGCGACAAGGAGUUUCGACGACGGCGAUUGACCUUCGCUACUCAAAGGAACGUGUCAUCCAACGUGUGCGCUCCUGAGGUGUCGGCCUUGCCCAUUUAUCGUGCACUCGAACUGGGAGAGGAGAAUAUCCAUCAAGUUGCCCCUUUUCCGGCAUCAAUGUUGGGAAUAUACUCCUGCCAUGGCGCUGAACCUGGAUGGGAAGAAGGAGAAGAGGAUCUGGCCAAAAUUAACCAAGACAGGGCGUGCGUGGUGCAUCCUUUCAUGGGUUCGGAGACCUGUGCUCUGCUUUGCGUUUACGAUGGGCACGGCGAGAGCGGCGACAUGGUCAGCAACUACGUCAUGAACGAGAUGCCAAAUAGAUUGGCGGGCCACCCACGAUUGCACGACAACCCUGAGCUUGCCCUCCAGGAGACAUUCGAAGAAGUAGACAAAGCACUCCGUGAAGCUGCGAAGGAUAAUGAGCACGUCUACAGUGGGACGACCGCUGCAGUCGUACUGUACAGAGAUGAUCGUGUUUGGGUAGCAAACGCCGGAGACUCCAGGGUUGUGCUAGGAACAGAGAAGAGAGCAGGUUCAGCCGACGGGAGCAGCGCGGAAGUGGAACCUUCAGGACUGGUGCCGGUAGCACUUUCAGACGAUCACAACCCGGACAAGCCCGAAGAGUUGGAGCGCAUCGAAUCAUGCGGUGGCUUCGUGAGCCCUCCUCCAGAGGAAGGACUGAGCGCCAGAGUAUGGCUCGACCAAGAGCUGACGAGGAUCGGGCUGGCAAUGUCCAGGUCAAUCGGAGACCAUGCCGUGAAGGAGGUGGGGGUCAUUGCCACACCGGAGAUAAAGGUUAGGAGUAUUUCGGAGGGCGACGCGUUCCUCGUUCUGGCUUCAGAUGGAGUGUGGGAAUUCAUGGGAAACCAACAGUCAAACACGACAUCGGUUAGCGAAGUCUCGUGGACGUCGGUCGUGUCUGGGUUCUGGGUUCCGUGCUGGGCCAUCGGUUUGCCUGAACCGAUUUCAGAUAUCUGCGCUCUCCGUGUGGGUGAACUGCUCUAUGAUGCAUCACGAGCGCGACACCUCCCCAGUCUCCUCACUCAGUAUCGGGCCACCACUAAAGACCAAAGGGCAGUCGAUGCAACCUUCAGAGCAUUAUGUAUCCGGGAAGUAGACAAGGAACAGGCAGGUUGCACUGGACACUCGCGCAAUAGGUGCCUUAACCUCUGGUCAUCACAGCAAGCGGUUUUUUGUUUGUGA
Molecule: messenger RNA, 1431 nt
Organism: Ectocarpus siliculosus
Lineage: Eukaryota; Phaeophyceae; Ectocarpales; Ectocarpaceae
Source: the annotation of a GenBank genome assembly